Messenger RNA from Polychytrium aggregatum, 1689 nucleotides. RefSeq lists its product as uncharacterized. NCBI's taxonomy places the organism in Eukaryota, Fungi, Chytridiomycota, Chytridiomycetes, Polychytriales. Bases 92 to 1360 code for a protein of 422 amino acids. The transcript is spliced from 4 exons. The record is from RefSeq and is a predicted model, not a curated record.
CUACGAGCCGGCUUCGUCCUCCUCCUUCUUUGGCAAGUACGAGCGGCGGCAGUCGAUCGAGGCCACGCUGCAGAUUCGCCGCAACGCGGAGAUGCGCAUGAAAAACAAGCUGCUGAACAAUCUGACGAUGGAAUCGGCGCGGCUUACCGGGAUGGGCGGCGACAGCGGGAGCGACAUUGACGAGGCCUCCGAGGAUGGCGGCGAGUCCCAAACCACCUCGGCUGAGGCCAAACCCGCUCGUGGCGGACGGCUGUCGCUCCACGGGAUUCGGAUCGGCAGUCGUGGACGCAUCAUGGUCCCCGUCGUCGGCGAUUCGGAUGCAGAGGAGGAGGAGAUGAGCGACACCUACACGGAGCUCCCUCGUCUGUCCCUCACCGCGCUCGGUGGGCUUUCCUCUCUGCCGCAGCCUUCGCUUUCCACCAGGCCGAGCACCUCCACGGCCCUUCCGUCUCGAUUCCGACGCACCGAAUCGACGCGGUCGACCCAGUCCCAGACCCAGACCCAGGCGCAGGUCCAAGCGCGGAUGCAAACGGGCGGUCGCCGUGGAUCGUACUUUGUGAACCAGUCGCUCAUGCCGCUGGCCAUGCGCAAGCUCAUGAACCGCAACAGCUCGCUCUCGGAUAGCGGCGGUGCACUGACACCAGGUCAGCCACCACCACCGCCGACCAUAAAGGCCCUAUCGCCUGACGGACUGCCCGAUGACCGGUAUUCACACGAUUCGUUCCGGUCUGCGGCGUCGCUGCUGAUCGAUGGGUUCGAAUAUCCACUUGGAAGUGCCCUGGGAAGCACUCUCGGCAGCACGCUCUUCCACGAAGGCUUUCAGUCCAUCGACCUCCCGAUGCCACCGCUAACCGGCGGUCCGCAUGCUCGGAGCGACCAGUCCCUAGAGAAGCGUCCGCUGUAUCCGUCGGCGAUGCCCGCUGGCCCAGACGGGGUUAAGACAGAGCAGCCCGAAGACGGGGCCGAGGCCGGGACCAAGAGGACAGUCGUCAUCGUUCCAGGCCGAGGAACGCACCGGUCCCUGUCGCAUGUGUUCCGCAGGAAGGACAUUUACAUGCAGCUGUGCUUCAUAUUUGGAAUCGUUCUCCUUGGCGUGGCCAUCAACGACUACAUCUACAUCUUUGUUCUCGAGACGCCUCCAUAUACGACUCGCUGGCUGAUAUCCUUCAUGGUUCUCCAUGUGUUUUCGUUCUUUACGUUCCUGCUGGCAUUCAUCUACGGCAACGAGUCCGGCGACAUCCUCAGCACCCGCAUGGCUCUUGGAGGAGGGGUGAUCAAUCUGCUGGCCUUCACAAUGGAGGCGGUGUUGCGUAUCGGCUUCCAGGGAUACUUUCCCAACUCAACGACAUACUCGGACUAGCUCUGCGGUCUGUUCUGGGACGGCGGCAGCGGCAGCGAGAGUGUAUGGAACCAGGAAAGUACCCGAUGGCCACAGCCGGUGGGCUUGGUGCCUUGUGGCAAGUUGAGCCGGACCUGGGGUCGAAGGUUUGGCAUCAGCCCACGGGGCUGGUGCUGGUGGCGAGGCCGAUGGCGAGGCCGAUAGCGAAACUCGAUGACGAAGCAGCGAGCCCAACGGAGAGGGGUGGAUGUGCUUGUCCAACAUGGGAGGAUGCAUGUGCAAUCAGAGUUUGUCCAACUCCAGCCUUGCGGCAUCCCGCUGGUCUGUAUCCGCAUUUGCCAAUAUAGAAC